Odobenus rosmarus divergens (Pacific walrus) is the source of this 2526-nucleotide messenger RNA. It is a transcript of the gene IL4R, whose product is annotated as interleukin 4 receptor. Lineage: Eukaryota; Metazoa; Chordata; Mammalia; Carnivora; Odobenidae. The record is from RefSeq and is a predicted model, not a curated record. The transcript has 10 exons. Gene Ontology annotation, molecular function: protein binding; cytokine receptor activity. Gene Ontology annotation, biological process: production of molecular mediator involved in inflammatory response; cytokine-mediated signaling pathway. Gene Ontology annotation, cellular component: membrane; external side of plasma membrane. The coding region runs from base 136 to 2526 and encodes 796 amino acids.
GGGCCGGCUGGCGCGCUCAGGAAAGCCCCGCGCGGCACGGGCAGGACUGGCGGUCCGGGGGUCCCCCACUUCCUGCUCGGGCGCCGGCGCGGCGAAUGGACCCGGGGCGCGCAGCAGGUAUCUUAGGAUCUCCCAAUGGGGCAGCUUUGCUCUGGGCUCACAUUCCCUGUGAGCUGCCUGAUCCUGGUGUGGGUGACAGGCUCUGGGAGUGUUAAGGUCCUGCAGGAGCCCAGCUGCUUGUCCGACUACGUCAGCACCUCUGUCUGUCAGUGGGAGAUGGACAGUCCCACCAACUGCAGUGCCGAGCUCCGCCUGUCCUACCAGCUGGACUUCAUGGGGUCCGAAAACCGCACGUGUGUCCCCGAGAACCGAGAAGGCGCGGUGUGCACAUGCAGCAUGCCGAUAGAUGACGUGGUUGAAGCGGACGUCUAUCAGCUGGACCUGUGGGCUGGGAAGCAGCAGCUGUGGGGCGGCACCUUCCAGCCCAGCGCGCAUGUGAAACCCAGGACCCCCGGGAACCUCACGGUUCACCCCAACGUCUCCCACACGUGGCUGCUGAUGUGGACAAACCCGUACCCUAGCGAGAAUCACUUGUACUCCGAGCUCACCUACAUGGUCAACAUUUCCAAUGAAAACGACCCCACGGACUUCAAAGUCUAUAACGUGACUUACGUGGGGCCUGCCCUCCGCGUGGCGGCCAGCACCCUCAAGUCUGGAGCAUCCUACAGCGCACGAGUGAGGGCCUGGGCUCAGAGCUACAACAGCACGUGGAGUGAGUGGAGCCCCAGCACAACGUGGCUUAACUACUAUGAGCCCUGGGAGCAGUACCUGCCGCUUAGCGUCACCAUCUCCUGCCUUGUCAUCCUGGCCAUCUGCCUGUCCUGCUACAUCAGCAUCAUCAAGAUUAAGAAAGGAUGGUGGGACCAGAUUCCGAACCCAGCCCACAGCCCCCUAGUGGCCAUAGUCAUCCAGGACUCACAGGUGUCACUGUGGGGGAAGCGGUCCCGAGGCCAGGAACCAGCUAAGUGCCCACACUGGAAGACCUGUCUUACCAAGCUCCUGCCCUGUUUACUGGAGCACAGCAUGGACACGGACGAGGACUCCUCUAAGACUGCCAGAAAUGCGCCUUUCCAGGCUCCUGGAAAAUCAGCGUGGUGCCCUGUGGAGGUCAGCAAGACGAUCCUCUGGCCAGAGAGCAUCAGCGUGGUGCAGCGUGUGGAGCUCUUUGAGGCCCCGGUGGAGAAUGAGGAGGAGGAGGAGAUGGAGGAAGAUAAAAGAAGCUUCUGCCCAUCGCCCGAGGGCAGCGGGGGCAGCCUCCAGGAGGGCAGGGAGGACAUCGCAGCCCGGCUGACAGAAAGCCUCUUCCUGGACCUUCUCGGGGGGGAGCCUGGGGGCUUUUGCCCACAGGGUUCGGAGGAGUCCUGCCUUCCUCCUCUAGGAAGUGAGUGCCCUCAGAUGCCCUGGGCUGAGUUCCCGGGUGCGGGGCCCCAGCCUCUGCACCCCAAGUCCACUCCUUGGGCCUCUCCAACCCCGAGGCCGGCCAGCCCGGCUUUCACGGAGAUGCCCCCUGUCGUCACAGACAACCCCGCGUACCGCAGCUUCGGCAGCCUCCUGGGCCAGUCCGCAGCCCCCGGGGAGGGUGACUGCCACCCAGAGCUGGCCGAACGCCCUGGGGAAGCAGACCCCGGCAUCCCCUCCGCCCCCCGGCCUGAGCCAGAAAGCUGGGAGCAGAUUUUGCGCCAGAGUGUCCUCCAGCACCGGGAGGCCCCGGCCCCCGGCCCGGGCCCCAGCAGCGGCUACCGGGAGUUCGUGUGCGCCAUGCAGCAGGCCUGCGCCCCCGACACCGGGGUGGCGGGCUCUGGCCCUUCCGGGGAAGCAGGGUACAAGGCCUUCUCCAGCCUGCUCCCGGGGACAUCUGGGGAUGAGGCCAGCCAUGGGGAGGGGGGCUACAAACCCUUCCAGAGCCUCGCUCCUGGUGGCCCUGGGGCCCCCGCCCCCGUCCCCCUGUUCACCUUCGGACUGGACGUAGAGCCGGCGCGCAGCCCUCGGGCCUUGCUCCUCGCAGGCAGCGCCCCAGGGCACCUGGGUGUGGAGCCGGCGGGGAAGGAAGGGGACAGCCACAAGACCCUGCUGGCCCCGGAGCAGGCCACAGACACCCUCAGGGACGACCUGGCCGGCAGCAUCGUCUACUCGGCCCUCACCUGCCACCUGUGUGGCCACCUGAAGCAGUGGCACAGCCAGGAGGAGCGUGGCAAGGCCCACGUGGUGCCCAGCCCCUGCUGUGGCUGCUGCAGAGACCAGUCCUCGCCCCUGGUGAGCCCCCUGCGGGCCCCAGACACCCUGCCAGGGGGGGCUCCUCUGGAGGCCAGCCUUUCUCCAGCCUCCCUGGCCCCCUUGGGCAUCUCAGAGGAGGGCAAGCCCUCCCUGUCCUUCCAGCCUGCCCCCAGCAAUGCACAGAGCUCAAGCCAGACCCCCACAGAGGUGGCCAUGCUCUCCAUUGAGCCCAUGUGCAUCAGCGCUUCUUAG